AAUUACAAGAUGAUAACAGUCGUAAAAUUCGCAACAAACUGACGAGAAAGGACCAGAACCGUUACAAUAGAAUACAACCAUGACCAUCAGUAACGACAAAUAUCGAAAUAAUGAGUAGCUUCUACGUGGUCUCGCAACAUGCUAGAAACGGCAGCUAGCUCACUCUUUCCCUCCCUCUCUCCCCCUCUUCUUCACUCACUCACUCUCUCUCCCUCUUUCUCACUUUAAUCAUGUCGUUAAAAAAAACAAAUUUAUCAAUGCAGUCUUUGGAUAUAAGAUGUGGUGGUCACAGCUGGAAAGUCUUUGAUAAUAAAUAGGUCUGCUGAGUUGGGACUGUCCUGAGAUUAUACAACUACAAUAGAAAAUCGAAGAACUGCAAUAUUUGUUCAAGGAUAUAAUAAUAUAGUGUAUAACAGGCACAGAUCUACAUAUACUGCUUUCGAAUUCUGCCACAAAGCAAGCAAUUUUAGGGGAAGGGUAAGUCGAUUAAAUCGACCCCAGGGCUCAACUGAUACUUAUUUUAUCGGCCCACGAAAGGAUGAAAGGCAAAGUCGACCUCGGCGGAAUUUGAACUCAGGACAGAUCUACAUAUAUAAAAGGCGGAAUAUGACCGAUUAACUACGUUCUUCAUUAUAUCACUGGUAUUAAAUUAUCGUAUCGACCCUAGAAAAAUGAAAGGCAAAUUCGACCUGGAUGGGAUUUGAAGUCAGGACGGAGAGAGAGACUGUUGCAGUUUCUGACAGUAGCAGCAGCAGCAGCACAACUUGUAAGCAGCAGACGACAUGAGACAGCUUAGAUAUAACAACAACAACGAUAACAAACAACAACAUCUGUAGUAAUGUAGUCGUAUCAAUAAUUCAAAGAGCAGACGACAUGGUAGAAGAAUUGAAAGAAGAAAAGACAGACAUUAAAUAAGUCGAUAAUAAUAAUAAUUAGGCAAGAUAUAGAUGAAAUAAUUUCAUUAAAAGAUGACAACGAAUCAGUGAUAAGAACAAUAACGAGUGACAGCAACAAUAACAACAAGCAUUUCAAAGUAAUAAUUUACAAUAACUUGGAGAUAAAAAUCGAACAGCAGACGACAGCGUGCAAGUUGUAACAACAACUAAAGCAACUAUGAACUCCACGCGAUACUAUAGUAUUAUUGCUCGUCCAGUUUCGGGCCUCACUCGUUGUCAUCCGUCCUGCCGGUUUUAGCUCGCAGGACUCUCUCUCUCUCUACACAUAUAUAUUUAUAUAUGAAAGCACCGUCACUAUCGGGAUGAUCCAGAUAAUUCUCGCCACCACCUCCACCACGAUGGAGUCGAGGACGGCGGAGAAGAAGAGAAAGAAAUAGAAGAAAUAAAAGAACAACAAUAACUACUAUUACUACUAAUAUGACUACUACUCCUACUACUACUUAGUACUACUACUGCUGCUGUGAGUGAAAGAAAGCCAGCGCCCUGCCAAUGUUCUGCCGACACCACGGCCGCCAUCAUAGCUCCUCGCUGCUGCUAGUGUUGUCGAGUUGUUGUGUGUGAUAUACAAUGUGUAGCUUCGGAGUUGUUUGGUUCUAGGCAUCGGAUUUACUUAACUAUUGGAAUUACACUUGAAGAAGAAGAAGAAGUAGAAGAAAAAAAAUAAAAUACCAUGGCUGCUUCGCGACUUGUUGAAGAGAAGGAUAGUCCCGAUCCUUUCCAGGAAGCUGAUAAGGGGAAAAUCUGCCAAAAAUGCGGAGACCAGUGUCCCGGCUAUUCCCCACAUUAUUGGAGGAAAAUCUGCUUACAUUGCAAGUGCCCCUACGAAAUUCACGAUCUGGGAGGUGUUACAGAAAAGGAAAAACAUCCGGAUAAAACUGUUCAUAAUGUGAAGCGAAAUUCAACUUCCGACGAUGAUAGCGGCUGUCCGCUGGAGGAAUUUACAUGGGUGCCGCCAGGACUGAAACCCGAGCAGGUUUAUCUUUACAUGAAUUGCUUACCUGAAGACAAAGUACCUUACAUCAAUAGCUUAGGGGAAAAAUACCGCAUCCGGCAGCUUCUUCAGCAGUUACCUCCCCACGAUAACCAGAUACGUUACUGUAAUAGUUUAACAGAAGAAGAGAAAAGAGAAUUACAUGUGUUUAGUUCGCGACGGAAACGAGAAGCGCUGGGGCGCGGAAGUGUUCGUCAACUACCUGUAGCACUCGACCAAAAUAUUACCUGUCCAAAUUGUCGCAAAUUGAUUGCAGCCAGUGACAUGGCGGUGUUUGCAUCGAGGGCCGGUCCAGAUGUUUGCUGGCAUCCUAGUUGCUUUCUGUGCUCAGUCUGUGAUGAGCUUCUAGUUGACCUGAUCUACUUUUAUCAAGACAGCCAAUUAUAUUGCGGUCGGCACCACGCGGAGCAAUUGAAGCCCAGAUGUGCCGCAUGUGAUGAGAUCAUUUUUGCCGAUGAAUGUACAGAAGCAGAAGGUCGAAGCUGGCACAUGAAACACUUCUGUUGUUUUGAAUGUGAUUUUCAGUUGGGUGGAACACGUUACUUCAUGCGAGAAGGCCGUCCCUAUUGCUGCGACUGCUUUGAUAGGAUGUAUACCCGCUAUUGUGAUACGUGUGGAGAUAGUAUUAGUACUGAAGAGGAUCAGAUAAUGUAUGAAGGCCAGCAUUGGCAUGCUCUUCCUCAAUGCUUUAAGUGUCACACGUGUCAAAAGUCAUUACUGGGACAACGAUAUUUACCGAAACAUGGCGUUAUAUAUUGCUCUGCGUCGUGCAGCCGUGCGGGGUCAAUGCAGACCCAGACACCCAGGAGACCCGAAGACUAUUUUCAUGAUUUAAAUCUCCAGAGUUAUGCCUUGCCCCAUUCCCCUCCAGCCCAACACCAAAUGUCGCUGUCCAUCCAUGAUGCAUCACUGGAACCUCCAUUGACCAGUGACUUCCAGCAACAAUGUACGUUGGACAGCUGCGUCUCAUCCGACCGCGACCAGGGCUACGCGACAAGCAGCAAUAGCGAGGUAUAUGCCCCGCUCAGCGGGUUCGAUUAUGUCCGACCAGUUACACCUCACAAAGACGAAACAGAUAUAUUUGAUUACGAUUUUACUCGAAACGGUUUUGUGGACUCGGUACCUGUUUGUAAGGAGCUCAGGAGAAAAAACCGUUUGUCUCAGUUCUCAAUGCCAGACUUAACGAAAGAUAUGCCAGGUUCACCGGAAACCGAGAGGAGAGCUGCGUUCAAUAACUGGAACAGAGGUCGACACGGCUCUGAACGAAAUCUCGAUAAUCCACAGCAUCAUAAUGACUACAAGCGACCCGAGGAGGAGAAUAUCUACCAAGAAAUUCUAUCGAAUCAUGUUUCUUCAUAUAACAGAUCCAGUUCGUCGACAGAAUGUUCAGUGAAAACGUGUCAAGGUGACAUUUUGCAACAACACAAGCGAAACGAACGUUCUUUGACGCCAACCAGAGAUUACUCGUCAAUCCCAUUGCCUGAUGACAAGAAAAUGAAUCCGAUAUCAAGGCCGAAUGACCCGCGAAUUCAAUAUGAAAUGAGGCAGCAUAUAAUCCAACAACAACAACAACAACAGCAGCAGCAGCAAGGAAUACCGCAACAGCAACAUCGCCACCUUCAGCAGCAGUAUCAGCUGCAACAGCAGCAGCAACAACAACAGCAGCAACAGCAACAACAGCAACAACACAUGCCACUCGGCUGCCCACGGAGUCGCAGUUUCGAUAGCAGGCCCAUGGUCGUUCAUUUUAGUGAACCACCACAUCAGGGAGAAUUAUCAACGACGGGAGAAUAUAAACGAAGCCCUUCAGAUCCAGCCUUAUCAAGUAACAGUGACAAGUACGUCGAUGGCGGUCACGCAGACGACCACUGCAGCACGUGCUCCAGUUCCAGUGACUCUGACGAUUACUACUAUUCUUUCGACUGUUCUAGUCGUUAUGGGACGCGUAUUUCCUACGUCGAUGACGUCGGUAUGUCCGUGUGUAGAAUGGGACGUGGUGGCCGUGUGGAAGGUCGGAAUGUUAGUGGUAGAAGCCAUCGUGGUCGAAGCAAACACUGUGCAAUAUCUUAAUAACAGGAAUCAUUCAAUCUAGAUUGUCCAUUUUCCCUGGCAUUGAUAGAAUGUUACGAACCUCUUAAAAAAGAAAACGACAUUCGUACAAUCUGCAGUCCAAAUUCUUUCGCUACAACAUCAACAGCAACAACAAUAACAACACGAAGAAAUGCGACAACUUCGACAAUGAUUGGUUACAGAAGUGAUUAAAGAAGAUUCAAGGUUGAAGAUAUAAUACAUUUAGAAGUUUUAGAUAAUCUGAAUUGGAUAAGAUGUGAACUGGAUUGCGUUAUUGGUUAAAUAGAAAAAUAGAGAGGUGAGACGAAAAAAGAAAAAAAAUAGAAUAAUUAUAGAAAAAGAAGACGAAUGAAAAUGUCUGACAGCGAAACUGUUCGGUUAAGAUGACGUUUUGACCCUUUUUCUUUUGCGGGAAGAAACGAAUGAGGGGAUUUCUCCUCUUGGCCGAAAUAAUAAUAAUAAUAAUAAUAAUAACGAUGACAAGAAGUAUGUAUGUAUGUGCAUAUACAUAUAUGAUUUCACUGUUGAUGCUUGUUUAAGCCUCCAAAAAUAUAUAAAGGCAAGAAAUGUUGAAAAAAGAACCCCAGAAACUUCAGACAGGUGAGAUAAUGCAGUUGACAAGUAAUUAUUGAAAAUGGAUAAAAAGAGAAGAAAAAAAACAAACAACAUGCGUAACUCCCAUAAAUGGAUUUGAUUGGUUCAUCAGAAUAUAUAUAUAUAUAUUUCGAUAUAAAUAUAUAUAGAUAAUAAAAGCAAGUAAAAUAAGCUUCGAUUGAAAUCUGGCCAGUAACUGCCGGAUUUAAUUGUUUUUUUCUUGUUUGUUGUUUUUAGUUUUCUUGUUUGUUUCUAUUUCUUCUCCAGUCCCUCCCCUCAAAGCAAUGUAUACUCCGAGCUCCUUGUUGUUUUUGUUGAUGUUGAUGUUUUCCUAAGUUAUUCAUUAUUCAAAAAAAGGAAAAAGAAAGACCAUUAACCCAAAUCUAUCCUCUUCCUCCUCCAUCUCUUCACUAGUUGAUUGUUUGUUAUAAAUGUCUUCUGUGACACCCCCUCCUCUUAUUAAACAACAAGGUACGCUAAUUCACCGAGUGAACAUUAUAAUAAACAAUUACAAAUAAUAAUUAUAAAAAAAACGAAUAUAUUGAAAAGAAAAGACAUGUUUUACCCUUUUUUCGUUUAUUUUUUCAAACUAGUGUACCUGGAAAUAUUCUGUGAAAACAUUGACAAAAAUAUAUAUAAAAAAAAAAAAGAAAAACAGCAGGAAGAAGAAAAUAAUGAAAUAGGAUUUUUUUAUUAUUUAAAAAACAAAAAAAUACUUAAAAAAAAAAACAUUUUACGAAAAAAAAACAAUAACAUAUUUUUUUGUGACUUUAAUUCUCAAACGAAACGUUGGUACCAGAACCACGUCAUUGAGAUUCUAUGCCUUCUUUAUAAAGAAUUACUUUAAAAUUACAAAAAAAAAACAA
Octopus bimaculoides (California two-spot octopus) is the source of this 5477-nucleotide messenger RNA. RefSeq lists its product as uncharacterized. Lineage: Eukaryota; Metazoa; Mollusca; Cephalopoda; Octopoda; Octopodidae. The record is from RefSeq and is a predicted model, not a curated record.